UGUCAUUUGAUUAUUCCUUAUCAAGGGAAAAGUUUUAGAAAUUACGGAUCAAAAUUAUGUAAAUUCAGGCCACUAAAUUUUAAGUUGUUAACUAUUAAAUCAAUUUUAAUUUAUUGGAUUAUCUAAAACGAAAAAGGUUCGACAUGGCCCAAAAUCCACAAAUGGAAAUCUCUUUUCGUGAUAUUGCUGCAACAUCCUAUUUGUUGCGUGAUAGGGUUGUACAAACUCAAUGUGUGAAGUCACAACUAACGAACUACUUGAAGUGUAAGUCGCUACAUCUUAAGUUAGAGUAUAAGCAAAAUGGUGGAAGUUAUAAAACUCGUGGUGCAUUUAAUGCAUUGAUGACUAUACCGAAGGAUGAAAGAAGAAAAGGAGUCGUUACAGCUUGCCAAGGCAAUCACGGCGUGGCAUUAAGUUAUGCGGGUCGGAAAUUGGGCAUUCCAAUUACAGUCCUACUACCAAAGCUGGCACCAGUUUCAAAAGUCCAAACUUGUCGAAAAUAUGGAUCGAAAGUUAUUGUAGACGGGGAAGAUGUUCACGAAGCGGUCAUCAAAGCUGCCGAAUUAGCGAGAAAUCAAAAUCAAAAGUUCAUCAAUAUUUUUUCAAAUUUCGCUCUUGGUGUUGGCAAUGCAACGGCUGCAAUUGAAAUGGCGCAACAAGUCCCAAAAAUGGAUUACUGCAUCUUACCAAUAACUUUAGAGAAGGGCAUCCUGAAUGGCAUGAAGGUUGCCAUCAAGAAACUGUGUCCGUGCUGCAAAAUAUAUGCCGUGAAAUGUUCCUCGAAAAGCUCUGCCCCGAUGUCCACAGAUGAUAACAGCAUUGUUGAUAGGGUGAUCGAAAUAAGCGAAGACGAUAUCCUUACGGCCUUCUUACUCCUAGUCGAAGUUGAAAAAGUUCUCGUCGAACCUUCUUCGGCAAUGGCUCUAGCAGCCCUCACUUCGAGAAAAUAUCCGGAAUUCCAAGAUAAAAAUGUUGUUUGUUUUUUGCCUAAUGGAAAUGUUGAUCUGGCUUCAGUGACGAAACUACUAGAACGUAGUAAUAUCAUUCCAAUGAACUCUAUCACGUUUUCGGUUUCAAUACUUGAUGAAGUCGGCGCACUCGAGAAACUAUGCGCAGAAGUCUCUAAAAAUCAAGUCUCCAUUAAAGAUAUUGUAUUCCCCAGAAAUUCGAAUAAUGAGAAGAUGAUUCUGUUCUGCGAAACUACCGGCCCGGAACACGCGAAGACUUUUAUAAGAAGUAUGCUGAGCGUGUAUUCCGAUUUUCAAGUGAUUCCUUUGCGAAGUGCUGGCAAAGAUCAACGGUUUGAAGGAAAACCAUUUUAUUUCUCAAGCAGUAAUGGUAACAAUAUCAAAAGCCAAGAUAACCUAGACAGGAGGAAUUUAGAUCAACGACAACAUUCUUUUCGGGCUAGUAAAGACAGUACAGAAAGUCGUUACGGUGACACUCGUAAAGGUGGUAGUGGGGGCAUCAAUGGCCGCAAUGGUCGAGAUGCGAUGAAAACUGCACGUGGACUUAUAAGACCGUUCUCACCGCCGCCAGUGCCAUUGCCACUCCGUUCUUAUUCAAAUAUUCGCGAUCCGAAAAAACAUCGUAGCACCUCGAAACAUUCCCAAUAUCAUGACUCAAACCUAAAUGAACGUAGCGCAAAUCUAUCCAGGGAACCUGUUCAUAAUGAAGGUACCACAAGAAUGACUCGAAACAAGGAAGGCGAAUCACGGGAAAAACAUGGUAAACGUGCCAAAAAUCGUAGCCAAGACGACAGUCAGAAAUUUGGCGACGAUAAUCGAGAUUCAACGCAUCAUCGAAGACGCGAUGACAAUAGUGCUAUAAUAGCUGGCGAGUUUGAACAAGUGGAUCAUCACAAAAUCUAUACUGUCGAUAGGUAUGAUGAUCAGUUGUCUCCACUGGAGAGUACACGUAUGGAAGAAAAACGAAGUGUAUCCAAGACCGUGGGAAGAUAUGAUAGGGGCGCCAGUAGAUGCCAUGUUGAUACAAUUGACAAAUUUACACAGUCAACUAUUAUCAGCCGACAAGAGUGCCAAAAAAGACAACCAGGAAAGUCAAGUACCGCUAGGACUCAGCACAGAAAGCCUGAAAAACCUGAAAAGUCCAGCGACUCUCUCAAGAAAGAUCGUACCCAAGAUAGUCGCGCUGAUUAUACUUUGUCUUGUACCUGCUUAGAAGACCCUUGGAGUAGCGAUAUUAAGCCUGAGCCAAGGGUGCAAAGUUUUGAGAAGUCCGAUGAUAGUAUGGAGAAGCCAGUUGAGGAUAAGUAUAAAAGUUCUAGAGGUGACUGUACUUGUCCCAACAAACCAGAUUCUUCAGAUACCUUCGAAAUAGCAAUGUAUUCUGCACGAAAUCAACCGAAGCUUGAUUCAUGGAUUUUAUCAACGGAUACUAUGGACGGUAACAUUGAGUGUCGUAGGUCAACAAUAUCGGUCUCGGAGCAGAACCUGCAUGAUGGUAAGGAAAAUCCACAGAUAAGCUCUCGAGUUCCGCCCAAGUUGAAAAAAUGUAGAAUAGAUUCUUGUCCAUUUAUAGAUCAGCGUGACAGAAGUACAAGGUCUCCACCAACCGACGAUAAGAACCUUUAUUGCGAAUGUGGCAAAAAAAUUGUCGGCUGCACUCGUCAAACGUGCCCAGCAUAUAAAGGAAAAUCCCCUAAAGACUUGCCGAAUGUAUCUAAAGAGUCUCGUUUGGCAAAACUUAGUCGAAACGGGACAACAAGUUCACAGAAACUCUCCAAGUCGUCGCAACCUCAGGACCGCAGCAAGAAUAAGGAUAUGAAUGAAAUGUCUGGGCUCAGCACGACAUGUACAAGUAGUUCUGACACGUCUAUCAGUGAGAAUUUGCCUGGAAAAGUUAGUACACAAAGUGCUCGUUUGGACGCAGGUGCCGAUGAGUUCCACUCCCUGUUUCAUGACGGCGACUACGAAGAAUGCCAUUGUUCUAAAACUGCUGUUUCUGCACUUCCAUAUAUUCUCGAUUUCGGGAAACGUCAAAACAAAAGACUUAGUGCAGCAGUGAAGAGUUCAUUGAAAGUAAAAAAAUCAUUUUCAGACUUUGAAGCCACUCUUCCAAAUACAUGGGAUUUUAUUUAGUCAUUGACUACACAUUUAUUUCAUUUUUGAUUUAUAUAUGUAUAAUAUUUAUUAUUUUUCAUGAAAGAAUUAUAUACGCAUACAGAUUUUA
Messenger RNA from Hermetia illucens (black soldier fly), 3192 nucleotides. RefSeq lists its product as uncharacterized. The record is from RefSeq and is a predicted model, not a curated record. The transcript has 8 exons. Gene Ontology annotation, biological process: L-threonine catabolic process; L-serine catabolic process. Bases 144 to 3101 code for a protein of 985 amino acids. Gene Ontology annotation, molecular function: threonine deaminase activity; L-serine ammonia-lyase activity. NCBI's taxonomy places the organism in Eukaryota, Metazoa, Arthropoda, Insecta, Diptera, Stratiomyidae.